AUGGCCCCCACAAAGCGAAAGCGUGACGAAGAACAAAAAGACGUCGAGAUGGAGUCUGCAUCAUCCGCUUCAGAGGCAGAAACAAACAGCGACGAGGGAGAAUUGGUGCUCGCGAGUGAAGACGACGACGACGACGAAAACGAGUUUAUUCAACAAUCUAUCGCAAAGAGAAACAUCAAAGACGGUGCAGAGCUUUUGAAAAAGACGUCGACAGUCAAAGGCAAAGGCAAGGCAAAAAAUGAACUCGGAGGAGGCAGCUUUCAGAGCAUGGGGCUACAUCCGUCGUUAUUACGCGCUCUCACAUUGCGAGGCUACCGAACACCAACACCUAUCCAACGCUCGUCCAUCCCAACAUUGCUCUCAAAUCCUCCUCGUGAUUUAGUUGGAAUGGCGCGUACCGGUUCAGGCAAGACCCUAGCAUACAUGAUCCCACUUCUACAGCGACUCGGAGGUCGACAUAGCGGUGUCUAUGGCGCUCGUGCGCUGAUACUGGUUCCUAGCAGGGAACUCGCCGUUCAGGUACUCAAAGUGGGACGAGAACUUAGUCGAGGAUGGCGCGAAGCCGGCGACCAGGAGCACGCGGGCGAACGUGACGAAUCUGGUCCCUCUACAAGUGCCAAUGCGCUGCGUUGGGCCCUGGUAGUUGGUGGAGAAGGAUUGGAUGAACAAUUUGAAACCAUGGCGAACAAUCCCGAUGUGAUAAUCGCCACUCCAGGACGUCUUCUCCACCUCUUGGUUGAAAUGUCACUCAAUCUCAGCACGAUACAAUACCUCGUCUUUGACGAGGCUGAUCGGCUCUUUGAGCUCGGUUUCUCCACCCACUUGACAAGCAUCCUCGAGAAACUGCCCUCCUCACGACAGACUCUACUCUUUUCUGCCACCCUUCCCAAAUCUCUCGUCGAGUUUGCUAAAGCCGGUCUUCGAGAGCCAAAGCUCGUUCGACUGGACAGCGAGACGAAGAUUAGUGCCGACCUGCGAAUGGCUUUUUGGAGCGUAAGGGAAGGUGAAAAGGACGCAGCUCUUCUCUGUCUCCUACGAGAAGUCAUUGGAGUGCCCCUGAAAAAGGAUCUCGAGCAAAGAGGAGCCGAAAGGGACAAGUCCACAGGGAAAAGGGCCAAAAACUCGACGGCAGGUGCAGGAGCCGCCAUCCUCGCACCUCACCAAACCAUUGUGUUCGUGAGCACACAGCAUCACGUCGCAUACAUCUCCGCCCUCCUCACUCUAGCCGGUUACGCGGUGUCCAGCAUCCACGGUACGCUCACCCAAGCGGCGCGUACAUCUGCCCUCGGCCAGUUCCUCGACCAUAAAACGUCUGUGCUUGUCACGACAGAUGUUGCUGCACGAGGAAUCGAUAUUCCAAUCUUGGAGAAUGUCGUCAAUUAUGACUUUCCCGUCGGCAAUCGAGUCUUUGUGCACCGUGUCGGACGAACGGCGAGGAUGGGUCGAAAAGGCUGGGCCUGGAGCUUUGUCGCACGCGACGAGGUUCCUUAUGUCCUCGAUCUUCAACUUUUCCUAGGUCGGCCGUUGGUCGACAAGGUGUCUUCUCUUACCGAAUCUGCCUUUGUGGAUUCGCUUGUUCUUGGACCGUUUCCGCGUGAUGCGCUGGACCAGGAAAUGGAGUAUAUCCGUGGGUUGGACGACACCAACUACGAACUGACCACGAUGCGAGGCGUCAUGCAGCGUGGUACGAAGAUGUAUAAUCGGACAAAGGGGAAAGCAUCCCCUGUCAGCUACUCGCGGGCAAAGGAGUUUAUCUCCAAUGGCAAAUGGGGAUUCGUCAACAGCGACGCCGUACAUCCGGCAUGGAAAUUGCGGUCUAUACGAGAGAGGGGAACGCCAGAGCAAAAGUCUGGGUCAACAUUGGUCGAACCAACCAAGACGCGCGAAUCGCUAUUAGAAAGCCUCGCUCGCUUCAAGCCCUCGGAGACAGUAUUCGAGAUUGGAACUAGAGGCAAGACUGCUGGUGCGCUCCUUAUGAAAGAGAGACGACGAGCAUUAUCGAAAGCUGCAAGUCGUGUGCCACUGCCGUUGGUCAAUAGUCACCAAGCCGCGGCUGAAUCUAGUGGGGACGAAGGUGAGGGCGUCCAAGAUGUUGAGAUGGCGGACGAGAGGGAUAUAGAGAGUGCUUUUGGUCCGAGCACGACGAUGUCAAAAAGCAAAGCAUCCAAGCGAACGUCGUUCAAAGACGAAGAUUUUUACAUGUCACAUUACCAAAAGGAUGCAGACACGGAGCGUGGUUAUUCGCUACGCGACGGCGCAUCGUUUGCAGAGCAGGCUGCCCAGGCCACCUUUGAUCUGACGACAGACGUCGGUGCUCAAGAAGCUGCGAGGCGGCAAUCUCAACUCAAGUGGGACAGGAAGAAGAAGAAAUUUGUCAAAGGUGAUGGUGCGGGUGCGGAUAACGUCAAGAUGAUCAAAACCGAAGGGGGCACCAAGCUUCCUGUCACGUACAAAAGCGGCCGAUACGACGAGUGGAUCAAAGGAAAGGGGAGAGGUCGCGAGAUACGUAUCGGGGAGACGGAGAACCCUAGUGCUACUCGCUCGUCGAUGGGGGGAAAGCGCUGGAAGCAUUCCAAAGUAUCGGAUGCGAAGCCACUCGACAAGUUGGCUAUCAAUUAUGAGCGAAAGAUGCGCGUUAUGAAGAAACAGGCGCAAACCUCUGAUGCUCAAGAUAGAGGGGAUGCAAAGGGCAAAGCAAAAGGCAAGCCCGGCAAGGGCCAGUUGGGAGGGAGGUGGAAGGGCAAGAGUUCCCAAAAGGUCAAAAAUGAGCUCAAAACGGUGGACCAAAUCCGAAAGCAGCGAAAUCUGAUACAGAGACGCAAGGAGAAGAAUGCGCGAGCGUCUCGCAAGGGCAAGGGCAAACGAUGA
Messenger RNA from Serendipita indica DSM 11827, 2868 nucleotides. NCBI's taxonomy places the organism in Eukaryota, Fungi, Basidiomycota, Agaricomycetes, Sebacinales, Serendipitaceae. The record is from the annotation of a GenBank genome assembly.